GUGACAUCGGCAUACGAAGUGCUGGGUUCAGAGGAGAAACGACGUGUAUAUGAUGCAACAAUAUUCGCGAAUCGUGUCAAAGAUUCUUAUAAUAUCACGAAUCAAAGCACGAGCACUGGCCAAAAUGUACAUUAUGGACAACGACGAAAAAUGUAUACAGAUUUAGAUAUCGAUUAUAAAAAUUUUGAACAAUUCCAACGCAGUACACGGUAA
This is a messenger RNA of Anisakis simplex (herring worm), 213 nucleotides long. Lineage: Eukaryota; Metazoa; Nematoda; Chromadorea; Rhabditida; Anisakidae. The record is from the annotation of a GenBank genome assembly.